GUGACAUCACCACGUCACGCGAGCAAGGCGCGAACGUGCUUUUGUCCCAUACCCCCAUGUUGACACAUCAUCGCGAGCAAGCGUCCGAGCCUCUCCUCGUCUCCUUCCUUCCUCCUCGCCGUAGUCACGUUUCGUCCACUGGCUUGCUACACCCGCACGGACCAGACCAAAAGGCCAACACAACAUGAGCGCCGUCAACUUCCCGGGCCAGGAGAAGAUCUGGUUUGAGAAAAGUCGCUACGACGAGGCCGAGCGCCGCUUCUUCGAGCGCGUGGCCGGCUCCUCGCCGUCGGCGCCGACAGUUUGCGAUGCGGGUGCCAUCGCCAUCCUCCAAGACAUCGCUCGUGCCCGGGAGAACAUUCAGAAGUCGCUUGCCGGAAGCACCUGCAGCAGCAGCGCCGCCGAUCAAGAAAUGAUGUCGCGAAUCAAAAGCCUGGAGCUGGAGAACAAGAGUUUAUAUCGAGUGGUCGAAGAUUUGAGGGCAUCCUUUUCCGAGCUGGAAUGUCGAGUCGCCGUCUUGGAGAAAAGCCCCACAGCGCCGGCAGUGCCGGCCACCGCUCCUUCAGUCCCCUACACAAACGGAACCGCCGUCCAGCAGACCUGCGACCCGGCGAAACGCAACAUCAGCGAUGACGACGAUCUGGACUUGUUCGAUAGCGAUGACGACGAAGAGGCCGAGAAACUCAAAGAGCAGCGGUUGAAAGAUUACGCCGAGAGGAAGGCCAAGAAGCCCGGCGUCAUCGCCAAGUCCUCCAUCUUGCUGGACGUCAAACCGUGGGACGACGAAACCGACAUGGCCAAGUUGGAAGAGUGCGUGCGCUCCGUGCGAGCCGACGGCCUCUUAUGGGGAAUGUCCAAACUGGUUCCCGUGGGUUACGGCAUCAACAAGCUUCAGAUCUCCUGCGUGGUGGAAGAUGACAAGGUUGGAACGGACCUGUUGGAAGAAGAGAUCACCAAGUUUGAAGACUACGUUCAGAGCGUCGACGUCGCGGCUUUCAACAAGAUUUAAAGAGUUGUCGUCUCGUCCUGUCCGUUCCCACGCUUUGUUUUAAUGUCACAUAAUAAAAGAUUCUUGCACUGAG
Molecule: messenger RNA, 1082 nt
Organism: Hippocampus zosterae (dwarf seahorse)
Lineage: Eukaryota; Metazoa; Chordata; Actinopteri; Syngnathiformes; Syngnathidae
Product: elongation factor 1-delta-like
Exons: 8
Coding region: 185-1009 (274 amino acids)
Biological process (GO): translational elongation
Cellular component (GO): cytosol; eukaryotic translation elongation factor 1 complex
Molecular function (GO): guanyl-nucleotide exchange factor activity; translation elongation factor activity
Source: RefSeq, a predicted model, not a curated record